Molecule: messenger RNA, 867 nt
Organism: Penicillium olsonii
Lineage: Eukaryota; Fungi; Ascomycota; Eurotiomycetes; Eurotiales; Aspergillaceae
Source: the annotation of a GenBank genome assembly
AUGUUUCUGCAAUUCUCGGCAUCUCUAGCCGACUCUUUUACGUACUUGGUGCCCCAUGCUGUGGAUUCUUUUCAGAUCUAUCGCCCCGAUUUGGGGAAUAUAGAGCAUCACAGGUGGGACAUCUUCGUGCCACAGCUUGGGUAUACGUGUGCUGUGUAUUGGGGCCCCUUUAAUACCUUUACUCGGGAAUUCCAUCUCAUUCCUGGCCUGUCACUCCUCUUUUUCGCGAUGGAUAUCUUCAAAUCUCGCUCUGAUCCGCCAUCGACAGCUGUCAGUCACACACAACAGCCACCGCGAAGGCGAAGGAUCAUUGUUGCCCUCACUGGUGCAACAGGAUCGAUCUUGGGAGUCAAGACUCUGAUUGCUCUCCGUCAACUCAACGUGGAGACACACCUCGUCAUCAGCAAAUGGGCUGAGGCAACCAUCAAAUAUGAGACAGACUAUACCAUCCCCAAUAUCCGCGCGCUUGCAGACCAUGUCUACAACAUCCAUGAUAUGGCUGCACCGAUAGCGAGUGGCUCAUUCCGCGUCGAUGGCAUGAUCAUCGUGCCAUGCAGUGUCAAAACACUAGCUUCAAUCAGCUCCGGCAUCUGUGACGAUCUUAUUUCUCGCGCAGCAGACGUUAUUCUCAAGGAACGACGCAGACUCGUCCUCGCUGUCCGAGAGACACCCCUGAGUUCCAUUCAUCUGCGCAACAUGACGACUGUGACGGAGGCUGGUGCUAUCAUCUUCCCUCCUGUGCCUGCAUAUUAUAUCAAGCCUUCAUCGAUAGAUGACUUGGUUGACCAUAGUGUUGGGCGUAUGUUGGAUCUUUUCGAUUUGGACACAGAAGCGUUUGAAAGGUGGGGCGGGUUCAAAAAGGACUAA